GCAGAACGAAGUUGAACGCGAACGUGUAGACGCGCUCGCGCGGGACAGUGCGCGGACAGUGUGAGCAGCGGGCGAGUGAGCGAACGUUGCUACACGCCGGGUUUGUGGACUUUGCCGAUUUUUGCUCGGCUGUCAGACCGUAGAGCGCCCUACUCUCUCGCAGCGCGUGAAAGCGGUGCUUCGUGAGUGACGCCCCUAAGCACGAUCACGCCUCGCGCGUAUCUCUCUUCGCCGCCUGUGGCUCUAUCUGUUUCUUUCUCUCUCUUUCUCUUUUGCUGUCGACGACGCGAGCCUGUCUUUCUCUCUCUCUUUCUCACUCACGUUGCUCCGAUCUGUCAUCCUUUCUUUCUCGCGUUGUCUCUCUCUCUCUCUCUCUCUCUCUCUCUCUCUCUUGUUCCUUCGCUGCCGCGCGCUCGGGAUCCGCGUGCUCGUCUCUUUCCCGUCGCGGUACGCUCGAUAAUCGUACACUCCGCAGGACAACGACGGCGAUCGCGACACGACGAACGGUGACGUUCGUCGCGACACUGACGUUUUUGCCGCCGAUCGGCCGCGUCGCGUGUGCACCACCAGUUGCGUGUUGCGUAACUGCAUUUUACAACGAGAGAGCCCGCCGCCUCCUCGCCACGAGUCCCGCGGGUGCAUCGGCCCUGUCCCUCCCGCGCCCGUCCCGCCUCUCCUCACCGUCAACAGUUUGGCGCUACGAAACCUUGGAAUCUGACGUUUCGAGCACACGACUUCGCUCUGCACUGAGUUCCGCGGAGCACGUGAUAGUAGCGCGGUGGACGCGCGGCUGAAGAGGCGGAAGUAUCCGUUGACCAUGGCGGCGGGAACGUGCCAAUUCGCCUGAGGGGACAGUAUCCGCAGAAAUCCGUAAGGAUGGUGCUGGUGGUGGGCGGGGUGGUCCUGCAGGAAGAGAUUCCCGCGGACAGCAGGUCCCUGUACGCGGCUCAUCCGGUAUAUCGCGAGAGCGCGGCCCAGCUGCACUCGAUGCCGGCGAAGCUCGUGGGCCCGGUGGGCCUCCUCUACGUCCAACAACGAGAAAUGGCUGCGACGCUGCCGCACGACAAGAACGUGAGCAUCCUCGGUUCGGACGACAUGACCACAUGCAUAAUCGUUGUCGUCAGGCAUUCCGGCUCGGGCGCCGCCGCUCUGGCGCAUCUUGACGGCUCCGGAACGGAAGAUGCCGCGGCGGCAAUGAUCCAGAGGGUAACGGAACUCGCCCUCGGAUAUCCCGAAGGUCGCCUAGAACUGCAGUUGGUCGGCGGCUAUUCCGAUCCGAGAAACUACUCCGAGGAAUUAUUCUACAAUAUACUUUCCGCGUUUCACAAACAACCGGUGGAGAUCGAUCUAACGCUGUGCUGCGUUGGCGAGCUGAAUACCACCGUGAGAGGUGGAAUUCAUUGGCCGCUGAUCUACGGUAUCGGCCUGAACGUGAAGACGGGCGAAAUCUUUCCCGCAACUUUCCCCGACAAAGGCCCAGAUCAGGCAUUGAGGUGCGCCAGACAAUUGACCGGGGGUCAACAGGUUUUGGACAUAUACGAUUGCGCUCUGGGAUUACUUAGAAUCGGCCCGUUUAACUACGACCCCCUGCGUGGCGUGGAUCUCUGGCUGGCGCAAACCGAUCAGUUCAUCCUGCAGCACCUGUCUACGUCACCGGAAGUGGAGCAACCACACUUCGUAUCGCAGGUACGGGCGACGCUCAAGUAUAUCCAAGACAAUCAAUUUCCGGCCGUCACCGUUUUCCGAGACAACAGACCUCACUAUUACCGUCGGGACGAAACCACCGGUGUCUGGCAGCCGAUGCGAUACUGAAGAUUCAACAAGCCACGGAUUCGUUUUAGGGCUUGCGUGGUGAUUGUUCGACGAAAUUUUCGAGCGACACGAAGUAUAAUAUUAAAUUCGCGGAUCGAUGAAGCGUACGGAGCAGGACGAUCAAACUGUAGGAAUUUAAAUCAAUUAGUCGAAUUUGGUACUGCGCCUUCUGGAGAUCGCGGUGUCUUCGCCAAAGUUGUUUAAGCCCUAAUGAGCCCGUUUGAAAAAAGAUUGACUCGCAUUUACGAUUGGCGAGUAAAUUGCGGAAGUCGGCGUGCAAUAAUUGCAGCCUUCGUCAGCUAGCAAUUAUCUGUGAUCGACGAGAAAAGGACGUCCGAUCAGGAAGAAGCCGUGGGAUCGAGUAUCGAUCGAAAUGGUCGUAAUCAGCGCGUUGGUCGAUGCCUUAAGGCCUGCUCACACCGGAAGACGUCUUGCGAGCUGUUUGAAGCCAAGAACGCGGAGCAUUUGGAUUAUGCAUUACCAAAUGCGAUUUGUAAUAUUUACGAAUAAAAUUGUCAAACAGUAUAGGUUCAUUCUAUUAUCACAAACUAAACUAUGAGAAAAAUAAAAUAAAAUAAAAAUGAUUUUUUGACAAUUUUCCGAAAAUUUUAAUAUACAUUGUUCCGCAUUGAAUAGGAGAUAAUGCAUAUUUUACUUACGUUUUACAUACGUUUUAUAUCUAUUUGAUACGUUUUUUUAAAAUGACGUAAUUAGAUAAGAAGAUAAAAAAAUUUUCCCGUCGUGCAGUUAUCGCAAAAAAUUUUAGAUGAUUUUAUCGAAAUUGUUUUAGAUGAACUUUUAAAAAGCAAAAGACAACUUCAAUUCUUCAAUUAAAAAAAAAAGAGAAAGUAAAGACGAUUAAUAAUAAAGCGAAGCUUAUUAAUACAUAAAUGAUUUGUCUUUUCUCAAAUUAAAUUUUACAAAUGACGGCCUAUAUUGAUUUUUAGUUUGAGAUUUUUAUAAUGCCUCGGGAGUUUCAUCGGAAAUUCUAGAACACUUGCCGUAGCACAAGCGACCGAAGCAAUAAUCGAAAUUCGAUUUUUCGCUUGUUAGACAACUUUUUUCUGACUUAAGAAUAUAUAUGACUUUUGAAAAAUUUUACAAAGAAACAGAAAAAAAUUUUAUAAAAUACAUUACAUGAGCAUCUUUCUCUUUCCUUAUUGCACACAUUGUACAUACAUAUACUUUUUAUAUCUUAAAAGUAGUAAAAAGUAAUACGUAUGCAUUAAUGUGCGGCGCACGACAACUUCAGUUGUGAAUAGGCCUACACGUGCUGAAUAUAUUGGCAUUGUUGAAUUUUAUCUUUUUGUUAGAUGCUUAUAUUACGUGGACAACGGUCGAAUUUUGGUCGUUACUAUAAAAUGUUAUUAGUCGUACGCAAUCGUUACGAUCGUCGUUGAACGUUCUCUCCGUAUUAACUUUUUUGUUGCCAGAACGAGAAAAUAACGGCACUCUCAUCGCGCAUUUAGCAAUGUAACUUUUUUACUUUCCUUUACAUCACGUGCAAUCACGUCGAGUCAAAUAACUAACUCGGUAGUAAAAUAAAAUCUCAUUUGGUGCUAAGCGCGCGACUGAAAGUACGAUUCUAUGCAUAUGCGCGAGGAUGCUUGUUCUUUUUUCUCUUCCUGUUUUGUUUUUUCAGCCGAAUUGCGAAAGUUCGAGCAACGAAUAAUUCCGUAUUUGCCAUAAUAAAAGGAAGAAAGUUAGACGAAAGGUAGAGAAGCGAUGUAGAAGAGAUGAUGUAUAUAAUAUUUUCAGGGUUGUGCCCGAGUCUUUCGGGUGAGGGAAAGUUCCUUUGCCUCGACGCAGUUAGUUCCGCGAGGGAACGCGAAUCCCUCCAAAAAUUCAUACGCAGAUUAAUGAUCGUGUACAAGCCGUUGAUGUCUCGCGGGAAUUUUACUAAAAUUUUACUAAAAUAUUUUAUGCAUUACAUGUCGAAAGACAUCUGUUUUAACUCUUUCUCUCGCAAGAUAUUUACGUGAUUGCAUUGAAUCGUUAACGUAGGAUAGAUGCCUAAGGUAAAUUGUUUCCUGUUGCGUGAUCGAACGACUUAACCGCGCGAGACGGAUGCGUACGAAAUUGUCGAGAUUAAUACACAAAUGCAUAAUAUAAUGGGGCAAUUCCAUCACUCUGAAGAUCGUGUGAACGUCCGAUAUAGAUUUUCCUAUUUGUUGUUAGAAAGCACGGGCGUGCGAUUGCGAUCGAAGAAUCAAAAUGAUGAGGCCUUCCCUUACCUGUGGAUUCAUCGAUUAAGCCGAAAGAAAAUCACCCUCCGGAUAGCAUUCGAGAGCACAGCUCUACGAAAAAAAAAAUUUUAUAUCUCGACAUUUGAAUAUAAUGUUCAUGAAAGAAUUCAGAAACUCAAUUAUUCAAUAUUAUUAUUGAGUAUUCUCUCCAAUGGGGUGAAUAUACUAUGAAGAAAUUUAUUUCUUAAAUAACGUAAAAAAUUUCUUUCAAAGCUAUGGUCUCGAAGCUUUGGUGUAGUGUGUAAAGGAAGGGUGCACAAUUUUCCAUUGUUCUAGUGAUACAUAAGCUAAUUGAGGUUGAUAUUAAUAAUAACGAUGACGACGAUUAUCAUGAUGCUAUUGAUAAUAAUAUUUCCUAGAAAUCGAAGAGAUAUAUUUUUACUAUAUUAUGUAAAGAAAAAAAGAAGAGCGAAUGCACUCGCGAUGACGAAGCUCUCAGGAUCGAACUUGCGACCUGCUUUCCCUUCCCAUUCGAUCUACGCGAGUAGAAAAAGUAUGGCGGGUGGUUUGCCACUUAUUUUGUUGCUUCUGCCAAGAAAAUAUACGGCUUUUCUUGCUUGCGUCAUGAAAACUUCUCGGUGCAGCAAUACAAGUUACAUAUAUAUUUCUCUUUUUUUUUAAGUUCACCGUAUCGUUUUUUCCUCUUUUUUUGCCCGUACCUCUUCCUUUCCUCUCAUGGUAGCCUUUCCGUUCGAUCUCUAUCGCAUUCUUUCUCGCGUUACGCAGACGCAAUCUUACUACAUAAUAUUAUUUGGUGAUAUAUUUAUACAAUAAACGAUGAUAGACUAUAAAA
Messenger RNA from Solenopsis invicta (red fire ant), 4851 nucleotides. RefSeq names its product protein N-terminal asparagine amidohydrolase (gene Ntan1). Gene Ontology annotation, molecular function: protein-N-terminal asparagine amidohydrolase activity. Gene Ontology annotation, cellular component: nucleus. Lineage: Eukaryota; Metazoa; Arthropoda; Insecta; Hymenoptera; Formicidae. The transcript has 8 exons. The record is from RefSeq and is a predicted model, not a curated record. Bases 877 to 1812 code for a protein of 311 amino acids. Gene Ontology annotation, biological process: ubiquitin-dependent protein catabolic process.